AUGGCUGCCAAGAUACAGGAGCAGUGGCAGCAUUGGGUGUGCCCACGAGUUCAAUUAGGAGAUGAAUGCCGCAGCAGCUCAGAUCUUGGCUUCACCUUCGUGGGUGAAUUGCACAGAGACUGCUGCGACCUUACCCGCAUCAGGGCAGAGGCAUCCUCAUGCGGCCGUGAUUCCAACAACUUCGAGUCGUUACCACAGCGCUACCUCAUCAGGCAUUACUUUGAGAACACCAAGACAACAUACCAAAUGCUUGAGGAACCUUCUGGCUUCUGCCUGUACGGUUACCUUACAGCGUUGAUGGUGCUUGCCUGGCACAAUCUUCCCGAGCAUGCAGCGGAUGCACUGCGCCACAUCUACGUUGCGCGGCAUCUGCUAGGCCACUACCACUCCUUCGAUUUUGUGGAAUCUUCAUCUUGGCCGGUCUCCUCAUUUCUUGUGUUGGUGAACUUCCAUGCCGGCGGCACUUGGAUCCCACUGAAUUCUGCCCCAGACUAUGCACAUCCUGGACAAUUCGGACCAGCCUUCUACUAUGAGCGCCUUGCUUGGCGUGGCACUGCAGAAGCAGCGAAGCCAGCACCUGGCACAGCCCCGUUCUUUCGACUCCCGGGAGAGAGUCCUCCCACAGAGUGGCGUGGUCUUGGAAGCAGGUUGAGCCAACGCCGCCAUCUAGUUGUCUGGCAAUUCUGCAUCCACACCUCGACGGCCGGUGAGGCGGUAACUAUGAUCACCCGAUUCCUCAAUGAUGACUACAACAUUGAGUUUCGUGGAAACUCGCUUGCCACGCAGCUCUGUGCCAACUAUCGACCCUCCCUGUGCGCAUCUGGCCGAAAUCUUCACUUCUUGGAUUGGCUGUCCGCGCGAUUUGAGGCCCUGAGCGCAGCUUUCCAAUGUUUCGCAGAAAUCUUCAGAUCAGCAUCCGUUGCGCAGGCAGAGGAUACGAGUCUUGCCGAGCUCUCCGCGAGCUUUCAGCAGGAAAUGAUGCCACAGCUUUUGGAGGCAGAGCCAAGGAUGUUUGGAUGUGCUCCAUCCCUGCAGUUUGGUGUUGGUUGCUGUGGGAUGCAGCCAUCACUGCCAAAGCUCAACAUCGACAGCAACGGUCUGCCGAUCCUGCAGUACGUGCCUCGAGACGAUCGAACGCGCUUCUUAGAGGGUUUCGUUGAGCUCGGCAUGGACGAGCGAAAUAUCGUGGCUGCUAACAAUGCAUACCUCGCUGAGGAGGUUGCGUGGCAGACGGGGCUCAGAAUCCCAACUCUCCGAAUCCAUGGUCUACAUACCAAUGCCACGUAUUUUCCGCUUCGGAAUUCUGAGGUCUUGGUCUCACGGCCCGGAACCAGCGGUGGUUGGCAAGAGUGUGUUCUAGAUCGCUUUGUGGACGCAAACCCCCAGUAUGCCUUGCGCUUUGUGCAAUUCACAAACUUGCUGAACCCGGACACGACAGAGGAGGUCUACAACAAUACCCUCUCCUAUAGAUCUCUGUCGCAGUUCCGCGCUGUGGUGGGCUUCCCUUACGACACGUCAUUGAUGUUCUUCUGGGAGUUCUUCUCGAUGAACAUGCCGACUUUCGUACCCUUCCAGCUCUGGCAUUGGGGUGUCUUUGGCCAGCACACACGGCCAGAUUUGGAACAACCGCGCAUCUUCCCAGACGAAGGCCUAGUGCGGUCAUCGCUGGUCCCGGAGGAGGACCGGCUUCCGUACUCUCCCUUUUUUGAUGGCUUUGGACCCCUAGAUGUUGAGCGAUCCGUCUUCUGGUCCAAAUUUACGGACUGGGCGAUGUUCCCGCAUGUGCAGUACUUCCAGUCAGUGCCUGAUCUCAUGGUCCAGCUUACGACAACUGAUCUACAGGCAGUGUCUUCUUCCAUGAAAAACUUCAAUGAGGAGUGCCUCAUGAAGAGCAUCCGUGCCUGGCAAUACGUCGUGGAACGUUGGUUGAGUCUGGAAGCUUUCACUGCCUGA
Symbiodinium pilosum is the source of this 1953-nucleotide messenger RNA. The record is from the annotation of a GenBank genome assembly. NCBI's taxonomy places the organism in Eukaryota, Dinophyceae, Suessiales, Symbiodiniaceae.